Molecule: messenger RNA, 609 nt
Organism: Paraglomus occultum
Lineage: Eukaryota; Fungi; Glomeromycota; Glomeromycetes; Paraglomerales; Paraglomeraceae
Source: the annotation of a GenBank genome assembly
AUGUCCAAGCUUAUUUUAAUCCUCCUAGUAUUCACUCUCUUCUUCACGCAAACACUCUCUCGUCCUACUCGUCCCAAAAGUGUAGUUACCAUGUACUGGGUUACAUCUGAAAAUGAUUUUAAACCAUCUGGUAAAACAACCAUUCGCACCUGCCAAGGAAAAUCACUCGCUACGGUAAAAUCCAACUUUGCAGAAGCUUUGAGGAUCGAAGGUACUGGAAUAACGAGCAGUGGGAAAAUGUUCAAUCUCGGUGAUUGUGACUGCGGUGACGGGUUCAGCUGCUUUACAGAAGUAGACACGCAACUCUUUCCAUUCGGGAUAUCUUCAAACGAUGAAGCGCUCGACCCGUUUGCAAGCGCUGCUGCGAAUGAUUUUCCAAUUGGAACCAAACUCUUUGUUCCUGCGUUUAAGGGAUUAAAAUUACCAAACGGUUUGAUUCAUAAUGGAUGUGUGAAGGUGGCUGAUCGCGGAUACGGAUUUGGUGCAAAUCACAUCGACUGGUUUGUUUCGACAGAAGCUAACUAUAAUCAAAUCGCCAACAAUGUCCCCGAAACUACUAUCGUGAAGAAAGCUGAUUGCGAGUUGUUGAAAUAUACGGACACGGCCUAA